UUUUUGGUUAGAUUCAUAACUUCAUUUUGUGUGCAACGAUUGAAUUUAAUUUAGUUGUAAAAGCUGUGUUGUAGAGAAAAAUGUAUAUUACUAGGCUUCAUUACUUCGAAAUCAACUGAAAUAUAUCGAAGUAACUGAAAAAGUGUUAUGUGUAUUUUAUCAAUAUAAAAUAUAAUAUAAUUAGUUCCUGUUACUACUUUUCCUUUGAAAACUGAAUGGACAAUGGGCGAACGAAAUCCUUCGGGAGACUAAGGAAUACUUGAUUCGUUUAUUUUUCUAGAAAAAUAGCACCAAACAUGAUAAUUACCAUAUUUAUUUUAUAAGUAACCACCUGUCUUAAACAUGGCUGGAAAGAAUUAUCUUGUAAACACUUAUUGUGGCACUUGCCUCAGCAGAGAUCGAAAAUUAAUGUCAUGUCAAGAAGAUUCGAUGGACGUGACUAGCGAAUACAGACAGUUGACGUUGCAUUUGAAAGAAUACAAGGUUUGCUUUGAAUGUCGACACCUCAUGGACAAACUGUUCACGUUUCAAGAACAGGCGAUGCAAGCUAUGCACAUACUCAAAUAUCAACAGAAUCAACUAUUGAAGACGAGACAGAUUCGGUUGCAGGCGUUGCAGUCCAUGUCGGGACUCACGGAACGAAAGAACAUUAUUAAAAUAAAUAUUGAGAGCACUGGUCCUAAUGAUGCGGACGAUGAUAAGGUUAUUUUGAGUAAAGCUGCAGAAGGAACCCACGAGUCAUCUGAUGACGAAACAAACCUCACAGUAGAAUACUUAGAAAGUGACUCGGAAAACGAGGGAACUGGGAUAGCCAUUGGCAGAGAAAGUGGGGGAACUGGGGUAGCCAUUGACAGAGAAAGUGGGGGAAAUGUGAUAGCCAUUGACUCAGAAACUGAGGGAAGUGGGAUAGACAUUGACAGAGAAAGUGGGGGAACUAGGAUAGCCAUUGACAGAGAAAGUGGGGGAAAUGUGAUAGCCAUUGACUCAGAAAGUGGGGGAAAUGUGAUAGCCAUUGACUCAGAAAGUGAGGGAAGUGGGAUAGACAAUGACAGAGAAAGUGGGGGAAAUGUGAUAGCCAUUGAUAGAGAAAGUGGGGGAAAUGUGAUAGCCAUUGACUCAGAAAGUGAAGGAAGUGAGAUAGACAAUGACAGAGAAAGUGGGGGAAAUGUGAUAGCCAUUGACUCGGAAGGUGAAGGAGCUGUAACAGACAUUGACUCAGAGUGUGAGGGAACUGAAGAUCACGAUGAAGACGUUGUUAUGAAUUCGGAUGACGAAAAUUUAAAUACGUCUGCUGAAUUCGAAGAGAAAGAAACUACAGAGCAUAACAGUAAUCUUUUACCCCGACAUCAAAUUGAGAUACCAGAUAGUCAAAAUUCACAAAACAGAAUUUUAGAUUUAAACAAUCAAGCAACUGUUAGCACGUCAUUACCACAGAAUAAAAUUAAGGAUUUAAACACCCAAAAAAAUAUUAGUGUGCCGUAUUAUAUUUUGCAAAAACAUAAAACAGACAAAGUUGGAUCAGAAAGUAUAAAAAUCAUAGCCAAACAAUGCACACCACCUGAAUUUCUCAUAAGACAGGUGGAUGUACCUCACGGGCGUAGUCUCGUUCAGGAUCAUCAGUCUUAUAAGUCUGUAGAAGACAUUACCGCUAGAAAUACAGAUGACACUAAUUAUAUCAAAGUUCGGAAGGACUUAACUAAUACGACUGAAAGUGGACAUUAUAUUGCUAGUAAUGAAAAAACUAAGGACGAUGAUGAAAACACCAACAUUAUAGGUGAUGAAAGUAACUUACAAACUGAACUAUCCACUGCACUAAAGAAUAAUGAAACUAAAGCACAAGAAACAGGAAAUUUCGAAGACAUAAGAAAAGAUAAAAUGCUAAUAAAAAAUGUUUUGCCUAUAUUUUUUUCCUAUAUUAACAAUAAAAAACCACUCACCGACACAAAAAGUAAAGGAACUGAUAAUGAUUAUGUUUUUACAUGUAUAAGUUACAAGAAUGAAAGUUUAACCCGUGCUGAAUGCGACAAGAAUAAAAUUACUACAGUGCACACUAGUAAUCUUGCACCACCGGAUCAACUUGUGGCACUAAAAGAUCAAAAUUCACAAAAUGGAAUUUUAGAUAUAAGCAGUCGAGAAGUUGAACUGCCGUGUCCUAAGGAUAAAAUGAAAGAUUUAAAUAGCGAAGAAAAUAUUCAUGUACAUGUCAUGCAAGAAGCUGAUACAAACGAAACAGAAAGUGAGAGAUUAAAAUCACCUAAAUUUUCUUUGACGGAUGUACAUCGCGACCCUAGUGUCUUUGAAGGUGAUCAGAACCAUAAGUCUCCUGAAGACAUUGGCACCACACUUACAGACAACAACAAAUAUAUAAAAGUACGAAAGGACUUAACUAAAACAACUGAAGCUAAACCUUAUAUUAUUAUUGCAGAAACUAAGAAAACCAAAGACGAAUCUGCUUUGAAACACGACACUGCUGUAAUGAAACCGAUGAAGCGCAAAAUGUUAACAAGUAUUAAACACACGGGUAAUAUCAAAGAAAUUCGGCAGAUAGCGUUACGAAAACGCGGUAAAAAUACAAAAAAAUCAAAGAAUAAUGCUUCGAAUGAGCGACAAAAGAUAUAUGUAGUAAUGCACGCACCACCAAAUAAUCUUAAAAGACAGAUAGACGAAACCGACGCCACUAAAUCGGAUCAGGAAGAUUUAACUAAAAAAAUAAAAUUAACCCCUGAUGAAUUCGAAAUGAAUGAAACUACAGAAUAUACCAAUGAUCUUGAUGAUGCUAUUACUACAAGAGACACAAGCGCAACUCAAACCUUGGAUGAAAAAUUACCAGAAGAUGUCAUAAAUCAAAUUACAAAUGAAAAUACUAAAGAGGAAACUGAUACUGCGCUGACAAACGACAUAGAAGAUGGAAAUGGCUUAAAAAUUGUAUGUGUACAAAGCUUAGCGUGUCCCAUUUCGAAGGUGACUUCAGGACCGAAACCCACUUCGAGUUUGAAACAAAAUUCUGAUAACGACGAAUCGACAAAGGAACCAAAUAUUGGGGAUGCAAAGAAUGAAGAUAAAGCUGGAGUGAAAGACAAUAUAUCAGUCAAUAAGAUUAAUUAUGAGGAUGUGAUAUCCCUAAGAGAGAAAGAGAGGAACGGUGACAUAUUCCAAAACGCCGAAUUCAAAUGCGGCAAAUGUGUAUUUGGGUACAAAGAUCAGCGAAUGUUUUUGACUCAUAUGGAGAGACAUUUGCCUGAUUACGGCGAUAUAGUCUGUGAUAUCUGUCAGUUGAGGUUCAAAAACAAGGAAACGCACGAACAGCAUAGACAAAGUCAUUUCAUUGAAUUCUCUUGCACGAUAACCAAUUGUAUAUUUGGAAGUCGCUUCCGCCGUGCGGUGGUGUACCACCAGUGGAGUGAUCAUACAGAACUACGUGUGGACGACGCAGCAAACAACAGUGGAAUCGACAAGGAAUCAAAGAAGAAAAAGAAAGGUAACCCGACUACGUUCAAAUGUAUAAUUGAGAACUGCUCAGAAGUAUUCAAACAGAAACGACUUUUACGAGUGCACAUGAAAACUGUUCACCCGACCAGUUUCGUAAAGAAAAAAAAGAAGUAUAAACCGAAAUCGAAGAAUUCUUGGAAAAGAUGUCCAGACUGUCCCAGUAAGUUUAUAAAUGAAGUGAACCUGCAGAGGCAUAAAACGAUCUGUCACGAGAAUAAUCUGCAUUGUGCAACGUGUAAUGUAAACUUCAAAAGUGAAAUUUCAUAUAGGAAUCACAUGGUCAUGUCACAAUCGCACGACAUUAAAGUAAAUGGUUACGUACCAUUGGAGCUAAGAAUAAAUCCGUUAACUACCACAUGUACCGAAUGUGCAAUGACCUUCCACACUAAGGAGCAACUGCAGACGCAUAUCUUGGAUAUCCAUGUGAAUAAGAUGCGAUGUGAGCAAUGUGACAAGUCCUUCAAGACUUUAACGUCGUAUAAACAGCACAGUAUGCGUACAAGGAUGCACGGAAAGCGAACGUACGAAUGCGAUUACUGUGGCAAAAAAUAUCAUAAAAGGACCACAUUAAUAUAUCACAUACGACGAUUGCAUAUGAAAAUCAGCAAUUCUCACCCGUGCAUUGUCUGUAACAAGAUCUAUAUGACCCAAUGCGCACGAGUUUCGCACCAAAGAAAACAUCACACAGUUAAUGUAUUAGUGAAUACUAAUAAGGAAAUAACGAACGGUAACGAAGAAUCCGUCGCGUGCGCAGUUUGUGAAAGAACCUACAUGCCCCCAUAUAAAACGUGUCCGUUUUGCGUGUCGACAUCCACACCGGAGUCCCUCGAGAUACAACAAAAAAAACGGCGCGGGCGCAGGAAAAAACAAGACACUGAAAAUGCGAAAAUUAAUACUAGUCUGCAACCCAUCGCCAUCGUGUGCGAUGUCUGCAACAAAUCCUACAGGAAAAUAUCUGAAAAUUGUCCAUACUGUGAGUCCACAUCGACGCCGGAAUUGGUUGAUAUACCAAGACGUCGAGGUCGUCGGAGAACAAAAAAAGAAAUAAAAGCUUCUUUAAAUGGUUCGAAUUCUGCAUUGACCUAAUAAGUUUUUAAGAAUAAAGUCAUUA
Molecule: messenger RNA, 4600 nt
Organism: Pectinophora gossypiella (pink bollworm)
Lineage: Eukaryota; Metazoa; Arthropoda; Insecta; Lepidoptera; Gelechiidae
Exons: 14
Coding region: 343-4575 (1410 amino acids)
Biological process (GO): regulation of transcription by RNA polymerase II
Cellular component (GO): chromosome
Molecular function (GO): chromatin insulator sequence binding; RNA polymerase II cis-regulatory region sequence-specific DNA binding; DNA-binding transcription factor activity, RNA polymerase II-specific
Source: RefSeq, a predicted model, not a curated record